CGAGCUCCCCAGCGCCAGCAGCUGGAGGAGAUGGAGCGGCCCAGCCCAUGCGCCCGGCCUCCCGCCCCUGACUUCGCUUGAUAACAAACCAGAAACUGAAACAGUGUCAGGAUUCCCGGCUUGAAGUCACUGAUGAGUCACUGCUAAGAGCAGCUGCAGUAGCCGAGAAGUGGCGCCAGAGAGGCAGGCGUGAGCUGAGGGCACAGAAGGCGGGCAGCCAGUCUGAGGGUCCUGGCGAAUGAUGGCAAGCAGGGCUGAGGUGGAGGCCACGGGUCGCGAGGUGGUGGCCAUGGACUGUGAGAUGGUGGGGCUGGGGCCCCACCGGGAGAGCGGCUUGGCCCGUUGCAGCCUGGUGGACCUCCACGGCACCGUGCUCUACGACAAGUUCAUCCGGCCUGAGGGGGAGAUCACCGACUACAGAACCCGGGUCAGCGGGGUCCUGCCUCGGCACAUGGAGGAGGCCACGCCGUUCGCAGUGGCCAGGCUGGAGAUCCUGCAGCUCCUGAGAGGCAAGCUGGUGGUGGGUCACGACCUGAAGCAUGACUUCCAGGCGCUGAAAGAGAACAUGAGCAGCUAUGCCAUCUACGACACGGCCACCGACAAGCUGCUGUGGCAGGAGGCCAACCUGCAGCACUGCCAGCGCGUCUCCCUCCGCGUGCUCAGCCAGCGCCUCCUGGGCCGCAGCAUCCAGAACAACCAGUUUGGACACAGCUCCGUGGAAGAUGCCAGGGCGACGAUGGAGCUCUACCGAGUCUCCCGGCAAAUCCGAGCCCGCAGAGGGCUGCCCACCUAGAGGUGUCAGACUGAAGCUCCGCUCAUCCCUGUGCCCAGGGGUGAGAGGCCUUCAUCUCUGCAGACAGCAGCCCCCUUGCUUUUGGAAAAUGCAUCUUUAGUAAUAAAAUGGCUCUGUAUUUUCUCUACUCCAUCA
This is a messenger RNA of Manis pentadactyla (Chinese pangolin), 928 nucleotides long. RefSeq names its product interferon stimulated exonuclease gene 20 (gene ISG20). The record is from RefSeq and is a predicted model, not a curated record. Bases 239 to 793 code for a protein of 184 amino acids. The transcript has 4 exons. Gene Ontology annotation, molecular function: nucleic acid binding; exonuclease activity. Lineage: Eukaryota; Metazoa; Chordata; Mammalia; Pholidota; Manidae. Gene Ontology annotation, biological process: RNA catabolic process; DNA catabolic process; defense response to virus. Gene Ontology annotation, cellular component: nucleus.